AUGGGUCCUUCAAGAGGCCUCUUAUUUUGUGUUUUCUCACCUGCAUUUAUUAUGCCAAUUAUUAAUUUUGCUGUCGGUUUAAAUCGACAGGACGAUGCGUGUCCAGUUUAUAAAGAUAUUGCAACAAAUCUAAUUGGUUCUGGAGUUUCAGAAUUUUGUCUUCUCAUCUUUUUUACCUACUUUUUCAAUCGAUUAGCUUCAGGAUAUGAUAAGGUUGAUGUUUUUACGACAACAACUACAUACGCAGAUGGUAGUAAGAAAGUUGAAACAUCAAAAAUGUCACAUCUGAAAUGGUUUGCUGGUUUAACAUUCCUAAGCUUCGUAGCUACCUGUUAUUUCUUUAUUGUUAGUCAUAAUACAUUUCGUGUCUAUCAUCGUAUGCAGUACAAAGAUUCUAACCAAGAUAAUUAUUGUUCGAAAACUCUAUAUCAAACUGCAUUUGCAUUACUCAUUGUAACAUAUGUUAUGUUAUUUUUUACUUUACUUUUUAUUCUUGUAUUAUGGUGUAAAAAGAAAUGA
Molecule: messenger RNA, 519 nt
Organism: Didymodactylos carnosus
Lineage: Eukaryota; Metazoa; Rotifera; Eurotatoria; Philodinida; Philodinidae
Source: the annotation of a GenBank genome assembly